CUCAUGCAUUUGCCUUUGCCCAUUUAAACUCAAUCAACCCCCAACAAUCUCCAAACCAAUCCAUCUCUCUCUCUCUCUCUGUUCCGCUCUCUGCAACAGCCAUGGUGGUCUUAUCUCAGCCAGCACAAGACAAUUUCUCUUUCAUCAAGACAUGCAAACCAACCUCCAGCCUUUUCACUGGAAUUCCAGUAAUAGACCUCUUACACCCUCACGCAGAGACACAGAUAGUUAAGGCUUGUGAGGAAUAUGGGUUCUUCAAGGUGGUCAACCAUGGAAUAUCAAUGGAGUCCGUGACUUCAUUAGAAGCUGAAACUAUUAAGUUCUUCAAGCUACCACAGUCUGAGAAAGACAAAGCUAGCUCUCCUAACCCUUUUGGAUAUGGUAACAAGAGAAUUGGUCUAAACGGUGAUGUUGGUUGGAUAGAGUACCUUCUCUUCAGCACCAACCCUGAAAUCAUUUCCCAGAAAUCUCUCUCCAGUUUCCCGGGAAAUCCAGAAUUUUUCUGGUCUCUAGUGAAUGAUUAUGUAUCAGCUGUGAGAAAUAUGGCCAGUGAAGUGUUGGAAAUGAUAGCUGAUGGGUUGAAGAUUGGGCCAAGGAAUGUGUUGAGUAGGCUUUUAAGGAAUGAAAAGAGUGACUCUUGUUUCAGGCUAAAUCAUUACCCACCAUGUCCAGAGCUUCAAGCUUUGAGUGAUCGAAGUUUGAUUGGGUUUGGAGAGCACACAGACCCACAAAUAAUAUCUGUUGGGAGAUCUAACAACACAUCAGGACUGCAAAUCUCUCUCAGAGAUGGGACAUGGGUUUCUGUCCCACCUGAUCAGUACUCCUUUUUCAUCAAUGUUGGUGAUUCCUUGCAGGUAAUGACUAAUGGGAGGUUUAGGAGUGUAAGGCAUAGAGUUUUGGCUGACAAUUUGUCAUCAAGAGUGUCGAUGAUCUACUUUGGAGGGCCACCUUUGUGUGAAAAGAUAGCACCUUUACCUUCACUAAUGGAGGAAGGAGAAGAAAGUCUGUACAAGGAGUUCACAUGGUGUGAAUACAAGAAAGCAGCUUACAAAACAAGGUUGGCUGAUGAUAGGCUGGGGCUGUUUAAAAAGUCUGCAGGCCAAUGAUGGGGUCAAAUAUGAAAUAACCAGAAUUUAGGGUUUUUCAAAUAUCUAAAAAUAGGGUUUGAAAAGGUUUGACUCCUUCCGCCUGC
Ilex paraguariensis (yerba mate) is the source of this 1192-nucleotide messenger RNA. The record is from the annotation of a GenBank genome assembly. NCBI's taxonomy places the organism in Eukaryota, Viridiplantae, Streptophyta, Magnoliopsida, Aquifoliales, Aquifoliaceae.